CUCAAAAAAAUGUUGAAUGUUGAUGUAAUUGGUAACAAGAAAAGGAAAAGAUGUGGGAGAGUUUUUAGGUUCAAGAAUUUUGGUGAACAAGGGUACCCCGUUAUGUUUAAUGGAACAUCAUUUCGUGAGAAUGUUAAUGCUUUACUUGAAUAUGCAAAUUUGGAGAGUAAUUUAAAUAUGGGAAUGGCAAUGUGGUCUUUUCAACUUGAAUUGCAUCAUCAUCCACCUUUGCAUAUUUUGUUGUUUGUGAUUGAAGAAUCUAUUGAGGCAGCUCUCAAUCGUCAUUGCAACCAUUGUCAAUACGUUGGGUGGGGCAACCAUUUCAUUUGCAAUAAGAAGUAUCAUUUCCUAUUACCCUCAAAAGAAGCACUAAGUAGUUGCACAAGCUGUGAAAGUUGUUGUGAUUCAAUUGGUACAAUGAAAUUAAUAGAAUUAGAGGGACAUAUGAUGCAUGGUGUAUUUCACUCUAAUGGAUUUGGACAUUUGCUAUGUGUUAAUGGCUUGGAAACUGGUUCCAAUUUGGGUGGGAAUCAAAUUAUGGAGUUUUGGAAUCGUUUGUGCAAUGGAUUGCAAGCAAGGAAAGUGAGUUUGAAUGACACAUCACAAAAAAGAGGCAUGGAAUUGAGACUUGUGAAUGGAAUAGCAUACAGUGAGCCAUGGUUUGGUCGUUGGGGAUAUAAAUUUGGUCGAGGAUGUUUUGGUGUAACACAAUCAAUGUACCAAAAAGCCAUAGAAGCAAUAAGAAGCAUGCCACUAUACUUACUCACACAUCACAUUGCAAAUUUCAAUCAUGAAAUCCCAUUAAUCUUCUCAAGGUACCAAACACUUUCUGAUCACUCUCUUAUCACACUUGGUGACUUAUUUCACUACAUGUUAGAGCUCAAGUCACGGCUUCCACGCGAAACAUCCAUUAGUUCCUACAACACAAGUGCUUUAGUCGAAACAAAUUGUCGUUGGUCACCUAAAAGGAUCGAAAUGGCAACAAGGGUCAUUGUUGAGGCCUUAAAAAGAACGGAAUUCAGGUGGAUUUCAAGACAAGAAGUUAGGGAUGCCGCACGUGCUUAUAUUGGCGACACUGGUUUGUUGGAUUUUGUUUUGAAGUCGCUAGGAAACCACAUUGUUGGAAACUACUUGGUUCGUCGAAGUUUGAAUCCGGUUACCAAAGUUUUGGAGUAUUGUUUAGAAGACAUUUCUAAUGUUUACCCUUGUAAUGAAGGGUUGGUUAUGAGUAGUAGUAAUAAAGUUAAGGACAAGUACAAGAUCACAAGGGGUCAACUCAUGAAAGACAUGAUUUGUUUGUAUAGAUACAUACUAAUUGACACAAAACCAAUUAUAGGGUCAGAAUUUCUUUCAGCUAUACCAUUGGCAGCUAGAAUAAUUCUUGACACUAAAUAUUAUAUCAAAGACUAUGGAGAGGUUCCUUUGCAAGUUGAAGUAGGAUCGGAAGGAAAAUUCAAUCUUUAUUGUACAAUUUUGCUGAGGAAUGUUAACAAUGGAGUACAUGAUCAUGAGUAUUAUUUGAACAAGGAUAUGCCAAUGACAAUUCCAAUUCCAAUGCCACCUUAUGAAUGUAUCACAUUGAAAAGUUGUGCUACAAUUAAUGACUUAAAGCUAGAAGUUGAAAGGAAUUUUAGGGAAAUCUAUUGGGGAUUAAAGAGUUUUGUAGUGGAAUCUAAUGGGAAUUUGAUGAAUGCAAAAGGGAAUGAAAUGGUUUUUGGGAUGAUUGAAGUUGGUGGAAAACUUGUACUUGAAGGUUGGAAUGGUGGUGACAUUGGAAUCAAUAUGGUUGAGCAAAUAUGUGAAAGGGAUCCAAAUAAAGGCAUUGUUGAGUGCAUUUGUGGAACUAAAGAAGAUGAUGGUGAGAGAAUGGUGUCUUGUGAUAUUUGUGAAAUUUGGCAACACACUAGGUGUGUUAGAAUUCCAAAUGAUGAAGAAGUUCCUCAUAUUUUUCUAUGUAAAAGGUGUGAGCAAGAAAUUGUUCUUUUCCCUUCUUUGCCAUAACUAUA
This is a messenger RNA of Trifolium pratense (red clover), 2006 nucleotides long. RefSeq names its product PHD finger protein MALE STERILITY 1. The transcript is spliced from 3 exons. The record is from RefSeq and is a predicted model, not a curated record. NCBI's taxonomy places the organism in Eukaryota, Viridiplantae, Streptophyta, Magnoliopsida, Fabales, Fabaceae. The coding region runs from base 10 to 2001 and encodes 663 amino acids.